AUGGGAGAGCAGCUCCGCGCCCAAUCCGCCGCCCCGGCGGGGCCGCCUCCGCCCGCCGCCGCCUCCUGCUCGCUGCUCGGCGGGCUGCUGCAGAACGGCUUCCACCCCUCGAGCCAGCCGCUGAGCAACGGCGGCUGCGGGGAGGCGUCGCACCCGCUGCUGCUCCGCACGGAGCUGCCGCCGCUCAGCCACGGCUCCCCGGCCAAGAAAUGCAGGCUGCGCCGGAGGAUGGACUCGGGGCGGCGGCACAGGCCACCGUUUCCAUGGUUUGGAAUGGAUAUCGGUGGAACAUUGGUUAAACUGGUCUACUUUGAACCUAAGGACAUUACUGCAGAAGAGGAACAGGAGGAGGUGGAAAACCUGAAAAGCAUUAGGAAAUACUUGACCUCCAAUACAGCCUAUGGUAAAACUGGCAUUCGUGAUGUCCAUCUUGAACUGAAAAAUUUGACUAUGUGUGGACGCAAAGGAAACCUGCACUUCAUCCGCUUUCCCAGCUGUGCCAUGCACAGGUUCAUACAGAUGGGUAGUGAAAAGAACUUCUCCAGUUUGCACACUACGCUCUGUGCCACAGGAGGUGGAGCUUACAAGUUUGAGGAGGACUUUAGAACGAUUGCUGAUCUACAACUCCAUAAACUGGAUGAAUUGGACUGUUUGAUCCAGGGCCUCCUUUAUGUUGAUUCUGUUGGUUUCAAUGGCCAACCAGAGUGUUACUAUUUUGAAAAUCCUACAGAUCCUGAACAGUGCCAGAAAAAGCCUUACUGCCUUGAUAAUCCAUAUCCUAUGCUGCUGGUUAACAUAGGCUCAGGGGUCAGCAUCCUAGCUGUGUAUUCUAAGGACAACUAUAAGAGAGUCACAGGAUCCAGUCUUGGAGGAGGAACGUUCCUGGGCCUAUGCUGUCUGCUGACUGGCUGUGAGACGUUUGAAGAAGCUCUAGAAAUGGCCGCAAAAGGAGACAGCACCAAUGUGGAUAAGCUGGUGAAAGAUAUUUACGGAGGAGACUAUGAGCGCUUUGGCCUUCAAGGGUCUGCUGUAGCCUCAAGCUUUGGCCAUAUGAUGAGUAAAGAAAAGAGAGAUUCCAUCAGUAAAGAGGACUUGGCCAGAGCUACUUUGGUCACCAUCACCAACAACAUAGGUUCUAUUGCUCGCAUGUGUGCAUUGAAUGAGAAUAUCGACAAGGUGGUAUUUGUUGGCAACUUUCUCAGAAUUAAUAUGAUUUCUAUGAAGGUGCUAGCAUAUGCUAUGGAUUAUUGGUCCAAGGGACAGCUGAAAGCUCUGUUUUUGGAACAUGAGGGUUAUUUUGGAGCUGUUGGUGCUCUUCUAGAAUUGCUUAAAAUGACAGAUGAUCAGUGAUGAAGCUGUCUGAAGAGAUUCCUACUGGAGAUGCUGCUGGAUAAGAGUGAAAGCCACUACAAGGAUGGAAAUGAAGCCAUUAUGGUAGUUUUACCUGCUGGAUUUGUAAAUAAUGUAAAAUCCUUUUAGCUGAUCUUUAACUUCUGGGUUUUGAGCUUAUACUUCAGAAUUCAUACUGGGAAUAGCAAGAUUUUUUUUUUCUGUACACUGUAUUUUUUAAGGGAAAAAUGUGCAAAGUGGCCAAACACACAGAUUUUAUGGAUUUAUUUUAAAAAGUGGAUACUGUUUAAUGUAGGACCUGUGAUAUGAGGCAUCUGCUUUUCUUCUGGGGUUUACUGAUUAGUGUGGUAAUUUUAACUUCAUUUAGUAAUCACUCUAGGAGAUUUUUUAUCUUAUUUUCAUGACGUUUCAUGAUUUGUUCUUGGUUUCAAAUGAAACUACAAAGCUGAUGCAUUUUACUGUGAAAACUAGUCACUGAUUUUUU
Gavia stellata (red-throated loon) is the source of this 1834-nucleotide messenger RNA. It is a transcript of the gene PANK1, whose product is annotated as pantothenate kinase 1. Gene Ontology annotation, biological process: coenzyme A biosynthetic process. The record is from RefSeq and is a predicted model, not a curated record. Gene Ontology annotation, cellular component: nucleus; cytosol. Bases 1 to 1350 code for a protein of 449 amino acids. The transcript is spliced from 7 exons. NCBI's taxonomy places the organism in Eukaryota, Metazoa, Chordata, Aves, Gaviiformes, Gaviidae. Gene Ontology annotation, molecular function: ATP binding; pantothenate kinase activity.